AUGACUGAGGUCGUCUCUAGCAUCCUUGGACCUCUUGUAGAGAAACUAACUUCAUCGGCUGUUGAAGAAAUUCAACUGGUCUGUGGCGUCAAGGACGAUCGAGAGAAGCUCAAGAACACGCUAGAGAUGAUCCAGAUGGUGCUUGCCGAUGCUGAGCAGAGGCAAACAAAAGAGAAUACUGUGCGCCUUUGGUUGUCGAGGCUAAAAAACUGGUGCUAUGACACCGAGGACGCGCUAGAUGAAUUCGAAGCCAGGACUCUGUUGAGGCGAGUGCGGUACACUGAGCAAUUGACCCUAAAAAAGAAGGUGUACUCAUGGAUAUCCAAGUUGAUUUUCCAGUUUAAGAUGGCACAUGAUAUGAAAGAACUGAGAAAGAGACUCGAUGGGAUCAAUAAAGAGAAAACUCAGUUCAACUUGUCAACUCUUGUUUAUGAAAAGACCAUAGUUCCGCGGAGGGAAAAUCAUUCGUUUGUACAUGCUUCGAAUGUGAUUGGAAGAAACGAAGAAAAGGAAAGCAUAAUACAGCUAUUGAGAAGAUCAGAUGAUGCUAGAGCUGGAAUUACAGUCCUUCCAAUUAUUGGAAUGGGAGGUACUGGAAAGACGACUCUUGCUAGAUUGGUAUACAAUGAUGAAAGGGUAAAGGAGCAUUUCAAACACAAAGUUUGGUUAUCCAUGCCAUUAGAAUUUGAAAUUGAGAAGAUAAUGAGAGAAAUCAUCAAUUGUCUUAGUGGCGAAGCAAAAUUUGGUAACUGGAGCGUUGAGAUGCUACAAAAUCGCCUAAGAAACCUCGUCGAGAACAAAAGGUGCUUGUUCGUAAUGGACGAUGUGUGGGCAAUGAGGAGGGAGGAUUGGCUGGAAUUGAAAGAUUUGUUAGGGGGCAUUUCCGAAGGGAGUAAAGUCAUCGUGACUUCACAGAAUCAAACCAUCGCCAAAGUCAUGGGCACUGUUCCCUCACUUAAUUUGGCCAACCUUUCGCAGGGGGAUUCCUUAACUUUGUUCGUGAAAUACGGAGACUUGAUCCCCGAUCACAACUCCAAAUUAGGCCUCAACAGGCGCAGCAACAACAACGGUCACAACACCGGCAGCGGUAGAAACAACGACAACAGCAACGGCUCGAUCCUGAGCUUACUGACCCAACAAGCUUCCAAGGGACACUAG
Molecule: messenger RNA, 1158 nt
Organism: Eucalyptus grandis
Lineage: Eukaryota; Viridiplantae; Streptophyta; Magnoliopsida; Myrtales; Myrtaceae
Product: disease resistance protein RGA2-like
Exons: 2
Coding region: 1-1158 (385 amino acids)
Biological process (GO): defense response to fungus
Molecular function (GO): ADP binding
Source: RefSeq, a predicted model, not a curated record